Molecule: messenger RNA, 6202 nt
Organism: Mytilus californianus (California mussel)
Lineage: Eukaryota; Metazoa; Mollusca; Bivalvia; Mytilida; Mytilidae
Product: actin-binding protein WASF2-like
Exons: 7
Coding region: 1404-3152 (582 amino acids)
Biological process (GO): positive regulation of Arp2/3 complex-mediated actin nucleation; actin cytoskeleton organization
Cellular component (GO): cytoskeleton
Molecular function (GO): protein kinase A regulatory subunit binding; Arp2/3 complex binding
Source: RefSeq, a predicted model, not a curated record
UACCACCAGUAGAAAUCUACAUUACAUAACUACUUAAUAGUUGGUAAAAAUAUGGAAAUGCACAAUUGAUUUAGACUUAAUAACUGAAACUGUAAAAUCUCACGGAUUUUAAUCUUAAGUUUCCUUAUAGUUUUGAUAAACCAGAUUUGAUAUUUUUACCACAAAUGUCCAUAUAGUGAUCAUAUUUCAAGAGGAAGCAACAAACUGAAUAACAUUUAUAAAAAAAAACAAAUAUCUCAUCUCUUCUUUUCUAUAUCAAGUAAAAUUCACCUAACAUCAUAUUGAUUGAUUGAUUGAUGUUUAACGCCACUUUCAGCACUAUUGCGCUUUUUCGUGGCGGUCAGUUUUUAUUUGUAGAGGAAGACAAAGAGAACCAUCGACCUUCGGUAGGCAAACUGACAAUCCUAGUCAUUUAAGAUUGGGGUCAAACUCACUUAACCUCAGUGUUGACAGGCCAGUGAUACAGUAGUUCUACUACUUAGACCACUCGGCCACCGAAGCCCUACCUAACAUCAUAAAGGGAUUCCGUUUAAAUGUAAUAUUACGUUUAAUCACCACCCAUUAAUUUUGCUUAAUAUCUUUCAAAACUGAUAUUUUUAAAUUAAAAAUCCGAAAAUCAAUUUACUUUACGUAUUUCAACUGACCACGACAUUCUUAAUCUGUUUGAUAUUUAGGUUUCCCAGCUUUGCAUACAUUAGACAAAUGCUGCGUGUGAAAAAUUUGAGCAUUUAUCCUUGUUAUAUCUCAUCUGAUUUUUCACUGAAUAAACUGAUUUCAACACUCUGCAUGUUAAUCGUGUAUACAUAUCAAAUACUGUUACUGUUUUAAUAUUUAUUAUAUCAUACAUGUACGAUGAAAAAAUCAUCAAGCCAAUAAAUAUUUUCACACACACCAUCAGGCCUAAUUGAUCGCUAGCUUUCUGGUCCUUAUCGUGAUCCGUGUUGGUCUCUAGAAUUGGUCGCUAGCUUGGGUGUUCGCUAGACAGUGGCAGAUUCAGAGGAGGCUGGUGAGGGCGUACGUCUCCUUUGAUUGGAAAAAAAUCUAUUUUUUAGCAUAAAAUCGUCUAAAUGAUUAUCGCCUCGCUAGGCUCGGCGGUAUCGGCGGUAUUCCUUCAUUUUAAUGAUAUCAAUAACAUGACAUUACAAUUGUACUUGAUCUUCACUACUUUUGGCAUACCUCAGUAGAUUAUGCAGAAGGGUAACGAAAUCUUCCGAGGAUUGUCUAAUGUAUCUUAACUGAUCAAAAUCGGACCUUGCUUAUGAUGCCAUAUUUAAUUCAUAAACUGUACAUAACUUUUGACACUUCGUUUCAUUCGGAUUGUGAACGCACCAGUUCGAUGAUGUCCGGAAUUAAGAAAAAUUUAACAUGAAAUUAAUUUAAAACCCGAGCAAAAUAGUACAUGUAUGCAACGUGUCCUGUUCUCAAAUAAUAUAAAUAAAAGGAGAUUUCGUGAUAUUAGCUCAACGGACUUUUUCACAAGUUAUUGUCAUUCUAUGCCUUUUGUCAAACGGAAGUCGGAUCCGGUCCGAAUAAGCCAGGUGGAGCUUCAUAAAGAUAACAACAUCCGGGAUGAACUCGAAUGCAUAUCUAACCACACCCUCUGUGGAAUAAUACAACAGCUUAGUAACCUUAACCAUCAUGCCUCGGACAUGUUCGACGACCUGUUUACAGAGACUUUAAAUGUUGUCAAUAGAUCAAACAAACUUAAAGACAAACUCAACGAAAUGAGAGAAAAAUAUAAGAAAUGGAACAAGAAAAAGAUUGGAGGUUCUUUGAAUGACAUUGAAAAUGAAAAAGCGCUUUCGCAGCAUUUUGAUCAGCAAAUCUUCAGUGUGAAAAGCAGACCCAAUGCCAUAGUGUACAUGUACAAGGCUGCUAACUUUCCUCCGGCUAUAUCAAAGACUGAUCAAUUCAGAGAAGAUGGGAAAAGUGGAUUAAAACUGUAUACCAACCCAGACUUUUUCUUUGCGCAUUGGUCUUCACAGAUGGAGAAAAAGGAAACAGAUUAUUCCCACCGGAAGACAAAGAGAGCAGAAAGAAAAACUCGGCGACAGGAUAAAGGAGAAGGUCCGAGACAAGUUAGGAGAAUACAAGAUAAAAUGAGAGACAAAGCAAAAGGUGCAGAAUUUAGCACACAGUUUGUUCAACAGAGUCACGGGAAAAGUAAGAAGGAGAAAAAGAAAAAAAUGGAAGGAAUUUCUAGUAAACAAUGGGCAAAACAGCAUCCUAACGAGAAACUUGAAAACGUAGAAGAAAAAGACGAAAUGGAAGAAUCAGAAAAAAUACAUGAUAAGGACGAAAAUGAAAAGGUUGACCCAGCUUGCAGUAUACAUGCAGGAUUGCCUGAAGAAAAUGAUGCGCCGCCACCUGUACCUAUGCGUAAACACAGCUUCAUUUCAAAUCACACUAAUUCGGCAUUACCACCACCGCCUGACGAUCGAUACAGUAAUUUACCGCCACCACCUCCCGAUCCGCCUGUUGCCAUGACGAAUGGACCUAGCCAAAGUGUUGCAUUGCCGCCUGCUCCUCACGAUUUUUAUCAUUAUGAAAUAGAAAACUCGGCAAUGGACGAGCGUGAUUCUUUUUUCCCAUUGCCUCCACCACCCGAUGAUCCAGACAAUAACGAAGGAAGGGACAGCAUAAUCGAACCUCCUCCUCCACUUGAAAUAAAUCCAAAUCUGCUGAGAACCUCUCAAAAGCUCAAAGCCAAUAGAAUUAGUACAUUUGUCUUUCCAUCAGCCAUGGAAAAUGGCGACAAUAUUAACAGCAGAAAACAUAUUCCACCUCCUCCUGUUUUCCCAAACACUGAAAAAGCUUCCGCUCCAAAUGCACCGCCACCACCACCGCCUCCACCACCUCCGGGAAUAGCUCCUGCACCAAAUACGUUGACGACAGCGUCUGCAUCUGUUAGUGUUGAAACUCCAUCUGCAACAGGGAUGUUUUCAGAAAAUUCAUUACUUGCAAUGAAAAAGAAUUUAAAACAGUCAAAAGACAGAAAAACACCAACACAGCCAGUCAAAUCUAAUUCGAAUCAUAUGGAUGUUACAACCAUAAUGAACAGAGCAUUAGAGAGUCGCCGAAAGUUCACAGAAGACAGUUCCAGUGAUGACGAUGAUUCCGAAUAUUCUGACAGCGAUUGUGAAUGGGAUUGAUAAAAACAAUUAUAAUUGAAACUAGUGUAAAUGCUUCGACCCUGCUAUAGAGUUUGAAACAUGGGUUGAUAUAGUCUUUUCAAAAAGGGAAGAUGGACAUUUUUCUUUAAAACUCAAGAAGCCCUCCCAAAAUUUAGUGUAGUUACAACUUUGUAUUGGUCCAGUGGGAAGGGGGAACUAAUUCCUCAUAAAUAGAAAUAAGUGACUUUGUUGCACCCGUAGAUAAUCAGCAUGCCGUCGAAAUACCAGGUGCGGGCCAAUUUGUUUGAAAUUUCAAUAUAAGAUUCGAUUUUUUCAAUGUUUAAAUGAUUUAUAUAAUUGAACUGUGUAUAUCAGCUUUUUUGUUUGUUUUUCAUCUAGAAUUUAUAAUUUUAUGAUGUUAUAGUUUUGAAAAUUUUUAGGGAAUUAAUAGGAUUAUUCCUGCAUGGAAAAAGAAAUAUUUCCUAGAUUCGGGGAAUAUAAAACUUGACAUACUGCUCGUGUUUAUUGUUGAAGACUGCAUGUUGACCUUUAUAUGUUUUUGAUUUUUGUUUGUUGUUAAGAUCGAACAAAAAAAAAGUACUAAAUAUUCUUUCAUAUAGGCAAAAUUAAACCCUAUAUUACAAGUAAAUCAAGAUUUCGAAAUUUCAGGCGGAAAAAGAUGAAUUAUUGAAUCAAAGUAUCUAAAUAAUCUAAACAUACAUUUUUUUUUAUUCAAAUACAUGAUUAAUGAAACGUAUUAUAUCAGUCUUUUCAAUAAACUUAAAAAUAAAAAAAUAAAAAUACAGGUACUAUGUUCCGAUUAUCAGGUUGUCUGCAUACUGCUAUUGUAAAAUAUUAGCUGCAAGUCACAAUAUGGAGCUUUUUGUAGAGUGAGCGCAGUGAAUGAGUUCAAAAGUUCAAAAAGUCUUCAUAUUGUGUCGAGCAGCUGAUAUUUUACACUAUCAAUACGAAGAAACGGGUCAAUUAAGGUCCGGGUCAACGUCAGCCGUGCUAUGCAAUAUUAUGAAGAGCUGAUCAGAAUGCUAUAGAUUGAUUGAUUGUUGGUUGCUUAACGUCCAGUGGUAGAGUUAUAUAGACAGUGGGAACACCGAUAAAUAUGUAUAUCAAAUUAAAAAGUAUAUGCGUGUAAAACGUUUUAUUUCGAAACUGUACUUUAAUCUUAUAAAAUACAAAUCUUAAACUAUUAUCUUUUUAUUUGACUCGUUAUAAUAUUGCUGAUUCUAUAUAAGAACCUUUAUUCCACUUCAUUUUGAAUGGUCAUUAAUUUUCAGUUACAGUGAAUUAUUUAGUCGGGACAUGGAAAGAAAACAUAGACCUGUACGUAAUAUGUAUGCAUAAAAGGAGAAUCGGGUAAAACCCCGAUGAGCAAGAAAAAAAAACGACAAAAACAAUAAAUAAAUCUGGAGGGCAACAUGUGCAUGCAGUAUUCAACAAUAGAUAUGUGCAACUGUAUAUAUAUAUGUUCCGGACCAUAUGAGUAUCAUGACCAUGUGCGUAUACUCAUAUGGUCCGACCAUACGCUUAUAGUUGGACCAUAUGAGUAAUAUACUCGUAUGGUUAUUAACGGACCGGACCAUAUGAGUAUUUAGACCAUGAAUGGUAUUUUUCGAAUAAAUUGUAGCUUCAUUCGGAGAAACACACAACUCAUUCUCCGAACUUAAAACAACACAAGUUACUAACUGAAUUCCUUUAUCUUUUACAUAUUGUUUGAAACUAUGAAUAUACUGUUAUCUGGCCUUCGCUAGAGUCAUUUGUGUGCGACUUUUUCUUGUGGGAUAUUUCGUCUGUAAUGAAAUUACAGGCGUUUGAGAUUUUGACCUUGUUUUCUUUUUUAGUAGUGUUUAAAUUAUUAUAUCAGGGAAAAAAUGUCUUCUUAUUUCUACUUAUAUUCAUUUAAUUAUUGUAAGAUCGUAUGAGUAGGAGCAAGAACUCAUUAGAUAUAUAAAACAAUUAAAAAAAAAUAAGAAAUCUUAAUUUAAUGAAAACAAAUUUAAACACCAAAAUAAUUUCCAAAAAAGAAAAGAAAGACGGUUAAAUGCCCAGAGUACCUGUGAGUCAAACAAUUGACUCUUUGUUUAAAAGUUUCUUUAGAUAUUUCUUUGAAGUCAUUUUCCCAAGUCGACAUAUUGUGUUUCGUAUAUAGAAACUCUUAACUAUGCGACACCUUUUCAAUGUUCAUCAUCAGUUAAUUACCCGGACCAUACGCGUAUGUUCCAAAUACUCAUAUGGUCGGGAACAUAUACACUACAUCAACAUUUAAAUCAUCCCAAGGUCAUAGACAUCGGUCUAAUGAUGGAGACUGAAUGUUGCCCUCUACAAUCCCUUGAAUAAAAAACAAAAACCAAGGCAAAAUGUACUUGCAUUACAUUGUCUUCACGAAUUAAAUUAUUUUUUGUAAGUCUCCUCAACUGGUAAACAUUAGAGAAAAAACCACGUCCGGACUGGUUUUGUUACUAUUACUUGUUUUUCUGCUUUGUAUCACUCUGAUGAGUAAAGCCCUUUUUAACUGAUUUUUAUAGUUUGUUCAUUUUUUGUGCUGUUAUACCACUGUCCCAGUUUAGGGAGAGGGUUGGGAGCCCGCAAACAUGUUUAACCCCGCAACAUUCUGUAUGUGCCUGUCCCAAGUCAGGAGCCUGUAAUUCGGUGGUUGCCGUUUGUUGUUGUAUCAUAUUUGUUUUUCGAUCGUUGUAUUGUACAUAAAUCAUGCCGUUCGUUUUCUCGUUUGAAUUGUCUUACAUUUGUUAUUUCGGGGUCAACCAAAUUACCUUGGUCGUUGAAUUAAUUUCUUUUAUUUUGGGGUAUAUAUUGAUGUAUAUUAUGACAUUUUUUUACGAUCUUUAUUUCAUAUUUAAAUUCUUCCUUGACCGCCGAGAAGGCCAAAUGGUUGUUCCGGUUAUGAUAAUAUGAUAAGGGUUUUGUGUAUAUUCAUUACAUGUUAAUCAAACAUGUUUCAAGUGUUCAUUUCCCAUAUAACUUAAUUAGAUUAUAUAGUUCUUUAUGAUGUCUACAGUGUCUAUUAUGCGGAGAGUUCUUAUAACUUAGUUAAUUACAUACAGUGUAUAUUAUAA